This is a messenger RNA of Urocitellus parryii (Arctic ground squirrel), 1623 nucleotides long. It is a transcript of the gene Tekt3, whose product is annotated as tektin 3. Lineage: Eukaryota; Metazoa; Chordata; Mammalia; Rodentia; Sciuridae. Gene Ontology annotation, biological process: cilium assembly; cilium movement involved in cell motility. Gene Ontology annotation, cellular component: sperm flagellum; nucleus; microtubule cytoskeleton. The record is from RefSeq and is a predicted model, not a curated record.
CAGAUUUACAGAUCGUGUUUGGGCACCAUGGAACCUUUAGGUUCCACUUUAACAGCAACUUAUGCCCGCCCUCCACCAGCACCAACCAGCUUUCUACCAGCUAUCAGCACCCUGGCAUCCAGCUACAGGAACUCCUUUCCCCAUCGAAAUUUUACCCACAGCUUGAGCCUUCCUUGGAGACCCAGCACAUACUACAAAGUUGCCUCCAACUUUCCGACCUUGGGCCCAUACUGCACCAGAUCACAGAGGGUGUCAGAGAGCAGUAUGCUUCCCUUUGUUUCCAACAGAACCACUCUCUUCACAAGAUAUACUCCUGAUGAUUGGUACAGGUCCAAUUUAACCAACUUCCAAGAGUCUAAUACAUCCCGGCACAAUUCAGAGAGACUCAGAGUAGACACAUCUCGCCUCAUUCAAGACAAGUACCAACAAACAAGAAAAACCCAGGCCGACACCACCCAAAAUUUGGGAGAACGUGUCAAUGACAUAGGAUUUUGGAAAUCUGAAAUCACUCAUGAGUUGGAUGAAAUGAUUGGGGAGACAAAUGCACUUACUGAUGUUAAGAAAAGAUUGGAGAGGGCUUUGGCGGAGUCUGAAGCCCCCCUUCAGGUUGCUCGAGAAUGUCUCUUUCAUCGAGAGAAGAGAAUGGGAAUUGAUCUAGUUCAUGACGAAGUUGAGAAACAACUGCUGACGGAAGUUGAUGUUAUUCUAUGUUGUCAAGAAAGAAUGAAGCUACAUUUGGAUAAGGCUAUUGCCCAACUUGCAGCUAAUAGAGCCGCCCAGCACGAGCUGGAGAAGGACCUAAGCGAUAAACAAGCAGCUCAACGGAUUGAUGAUAAAUGUCACCACCUGCGCAACACUUCAGAGGGUGUCAGCUUCUUCCGUGGAGUGGAGAAGGUGGAUGCGACGGUCUCGGUGCCUGAGUCCUGGGCCAAAUUUACAGAUGACAAUAUUCUCCGCUCUCAGUGUGAACGGGCAGCUUCUGCCAAGCUAAGAAAUGAGAUUGAAAACCUUCUGGUUGUGACUGCCAACGAGAUGUGGAAUCAGUUCAACAGAGUGAACUUGGCUUUCACCAAUCGAAUUGCUGAGACUGCAGAUGCUAAGAAUAAGAUCCAGGUUCAUUUAUCAAAGACACUGCAGGAGAUUUUCCAGACGGAGAGGACCAUAGAAUCCAUCAAGAAGGCCAUCAAGGAGAAGUCUGCCUUCCUGAAGGUGGCCCAGACCAGACUGGACGAGCGGACGAGGAGACCCAAUAUAGAGCUCUGUCGAGACAUCGCUCAAGUACGCCUUGUGAAUGAGGUCUAUGAGGUCGAUGACACCAUCCAGACCCUGCAGCAGCGUCUGAGGGAAGCGGAGGACACCCUGCAGUUCCUGGUCCACACCAAAGCUACCCUGGAGCAUGACCUGGCUGUCAAAGCCAAUACCCUGUACAUCGACCAGGAAAAAUGCAUGGGCAUGCGCAAAAGCUUCCCCACCACCCUCCGACUGGUGGGCUACUGUUAAGGACCCUGCCGACAGUGGUUUUGAUCCUCCUAAGCAAAAGGAGAACCAGGGCCCUGACUCAGCAUUUAACUGAGUGCUAAUAUAUAUUCCCAUAUUAAAGCAUUGUAUUGAUAGAAAUAUACC